Lepisosteus oculatus (spotted gar) is the source of this 3589-nucleotide messenger RNA. RefSeq names its product complement component 1, q subcomponent-like 1-like 2 (gene c1ql1l2). Gene Ontology annotation, molecular function: protein binding. The record is from RefSeq and is a predicted model, not a curated record. NCBI's taxonomy places the organism in Eukaryota, Metazoa, Chordata, Actinopteri, Semionotiformes, Lepisosteidae.
UCCUCUCCUCCCACUCCUUUCCUUCCUCUGACUGUGUCUGUCUCUGUGUGCGUGUCUCUCUCUCUCUCUCCCUCUUUCCCUGUUGGGAUCUCCGGACCCCCUUCGCCGGUGGCAGGCUCCCCACACCCAGCAGUCACCAUUUCCGCCCCCGGGAGAGCCACCGUGGCAGCGCAGCCUCUUCCCCGGCUCAGCAUCGGGAGGAAGACCCUUGUGGCGGCUGCCGUAGGGGUCAUGCUGGUCUUGGUGCUGGUCAUCCUCAUACCCGUGCUGGUGAGCUCCGUGGGCACAGAUGCUGGGCACUAUGAGAUGCUGGGCACCUGCCGCAUGGUCUGCGACCCUUACUUGACCAAGGGCACCACCACCAGUGCCAGCAUCCGGGCUGAAGCCGAAGCCCUGAGUGACCACAGCAUUGUGCCCCCGCCUUCUACUCUUGUCCAGGGGCCACAGGGGAAACCAGGAAGGCCCGGAAAACCUGGUCCCCCGGGGCCUCCUGGAGAACCAGGGCCACCGGGACCCGUUGGACCUCCAGGAGAAAAGGGGGAGCCCGGCAGGACUGGGAUACUGGGCUUUGGGGGCAACGGAGCUAUCAGCACAGCCACUUACUCCACCAUCCCCAGAGUGGCUUUUUACGCUGGGCUUAAGAACCCCCACGAGGGCUAUGAGAUCCUCAAGUUUGACGACGUGGUCACCAACCUGGGCAACAACUACGAUGGCACCACUGGCAAAUUCAUCUGCAACAUCCCUGGCACUUACUUCUUCAUCUACCAUGUUCUCAUGAGGGGUGGCGAUGGCACCAGCAUGUGGGCAGAUCUUUGCAAAAACGGCCAGGUACGAGCCAGUGCCAUCGCCCAGGAUGCAGACCAGAACUACGACUACGCCAGCAACAGUGUCAUCUUGCAUCUGGACGCGGGAGACGAGGUUUAUAUCAAGCUAGAUGGAGGCAAAGCCCAUGGGGGCAAUAACAACAAGUACAGCACCUUUUCUGGGUUCAUCAUCUAUGCCGACUGAAGGGGAAGAAUUGGUAGGGGAGGGAGGCUCAAGACAAGUGCUUCUUCUCUACUUCUCUCUGUUUUUCUCUCUCUAAAUCAAACUCUGCUUCAUUGUGAGGGUGCUGGGGUGGCCUGUACGACACUGACUACCACAAUGGGGUUUUGAAAGAAGUGAGUCACACCAUUUACCAGAGCUUCUAGGACUACUACGUUAAAAAGCCAGCCUCCCAAAUAAGGACUGUGGUGUUCCGAUUCACGCUUGAUUGAUGUUUAAAGAAUCUUCAUCUCUUCCCACCCCAUACUUGUCCAACAGUUUUCCUUUGUCCAAAACAGGUAGAACAUAUUGUGAAAAAAAUCACUUGCUCCUACAGUACGUCCCUGUCCUUGAUUGUUUUUAAUCAUAAUAAAGAUGUAUUUGGUGGUUGGGGCAACAGUAUCUGAUUGAGGAAUGGAAAGGGUUCAACCUUAAAGUUAAGCAACAGUAAGGUUGAAGCCCCCUUAAAGAAAUGCUGACAUUCUCUAACAAGCUGUUUUGAUUUUUUGCAUAGGACACAGUUUCAUCUGGUGGCUAUGCAGUCAUUGAAGUUUUUUGCUGAAUGUGAUGUCUUCUGUAAGCACAAACCGCUAUUUGAGCCUGUUGUUGAUGCAGGACAUGUCUUAAAGAAAACAAUAUUGAGCUGCCCACUUUUUCUGUAUGUUUGUCGCUCAGAAGGGGAAAUCACCUGGUUGGACAGCAUUCCUUUUCCCAGCUCUGUCUUUCCAGUAAGGAUUAUGGACUACUGUAUCAGUUUUAUGGUAGUUUACAUGUGGUGUAACUCUUCUAUUACCUAGACAACACACCUUAAUGUGAUAUGGAAUAUGGAAUCAAGAAUUGACUUUUGUAGUUUUUACUUACCAGUCCUUAACAGAAUAAGCUAAAAAAUAACAAUUUAUAACAAAGGUAGUGAUGGCAUACAGUACAUAAAGAAAACUGAGAGAAAUAUCAGGACCUUGAUAAGGAAUUUGAUUUCUGUGAGUGAGAAAUCCUGGCCAAAACAACCAAACACAGUAAAGGACCAUUUUCCUUUUUGGCAUAUACUGUACAUCACCCAAGAAUGCUCCUAAGUGGAAAGUCUUCUUCUGUUUAAGCUCAAGGAAGAUGACUUCCUGAACUUUUUGUAAAUAUCACUUUGUGACAUUUAUUAAUGGACCUGAUUGAGGUCCAUUAGUCAAAUUUAAAGUUCAAUAGGCAAUUUUAAAUUCUCAUUUUAUAACGCUCUUCGUUUUAUAUCUGACCUAGAUGAUGGUGACUUUUAUUUGUCACUCACUUGCCUUUGUAAUCCCAGAAUAGGGUUCAGCAAAAGUAAUCACACUUCAGCACUGGAGAUGACAGCCACUGUUCCCACUGCAGGUUAAAGUGCGGCACAUUCAAACUCUGGGUUCAAACUGCUGUCACAGAGAAAAACCUCUGAAGACCUAAUCAAUAAAACGAAAUGAGGGCCAUACCCACCAUGUUAAAAGACUAAUCUCAAGUAGGGCUGGGAGUGGCUUUAUUCAGGAUGGAGGCUGGCUGCUACAGCCUAGCCCAGCCUAGAUGGGGGCUCGCUGUGAGAUCUGACAGAGUGGGGGGGGCGCACUGAUGCCUUGGCCCCAGAUUCUCCUAAAAAAAUGAUAUAUGCAAAAAUAAUCCCCCUGACCCAAGCAAGAAAUACACAAGAAUAUCCUUCACUCCAUUUAAAAAAGUAGAAAGUACAUUGAGGCUCAAAAUAACUUCAACUAGGGCCCAGGUGAAUAAAGGAUAAUUCCAGCUCAUGUGGCAGCACUUCUGAUGAUGAGUCACUUCUGCUCAUUAGCCAAGGGUUUGCCAGGGUUUCAGGGGAGUUCAUCCCAGCAAGCCAUGGGCACAAGGCAGGAUACACCCUGUAUGGGUCUCCUGUCCAUCGAAAGGAACACACUGACACUAACAUGAGCCCAAGAGUGGUCCCAGUCUUGGAAUUACCAAUAAUUAUUAUCAUUAUCAUUAUCAAUAAUACCUAUACUGUAUGAGCUCUGUUUAAGAGGUUAUCCAAGUGUAUCACUGUAAACCUGCUCUUUUCAAGACAUUAAUAUAUGGCCAGACAGUUGCUAUCUUUUCUGGCUGUAUGCAGUCACAAAUGAGAAAAAACCUUUUGAGAAUGUUGCUAUUUAUGCUCUUGGGAGUGCAAAAUAAAAUCUAAUGGAGUGAGACUGAUGUGUUGAACUGUAAUUAAGUAAGGUGUUCAGAAAUAUCUUGAGAAACUUUACACGAUACCUCUUUAGCUCUUCCACUUCCUUUCGAUCCGUGAAAGACCUUUAACCUUCACAACCAGAAGACAUGAAUUAAUGAAAACCUAAUUGGAAUGACACAAAAUCUCAUGUGCAUUCAUACAGUAUGCAUGCCAUUAUUACCUUUGUUUCAAGGAAAAGGGAAUACUAAAACUUAAAACAAAGAUACUAUAAUCAGCCCAUGAAAUUGCAAAGGGGGCCUCUUUGAAUACAGAAAGAGGUCAGCUGCUUAUAAAUAAACUCUGUAAUGUUAAUUUUUAUUUUUUGUUGGGGAAUUGUUAAAUAAAUUUAAUUAAUAAACAGCAUUUUGGAGUCAC